AUGGCGACCUCACCGAGCCCAGCCUCGUCGGCUGUUCACUCUCCCUCCGUCUCCGUCGAGACCCUCGUCGAGCACCUCCUCGCCGCCAAGCGGUCGCUGGCCUCGGUCAGGCUCGUGCUUCGUGCAAACGACCUGACCACCCAUGCACGGCAGCUCCACGAGGAAUCAGUCAUACUGGGUGCUCAGACUGCCUUCCUCAGGACGGGUGUUGGCGAGCAGAUAAAGCUGCUCGCCAGAGUCACGGGCAGCAUGAACAAGACGUACAAGGCUAGCAGGAGGGAAUUCAACAGCCUGAUCAAGACGCUUGACACAGCAAACGACAAACUGAAGGAUACCAUGGACAUGCUGAGGGGCACGGCCGUGGACCCCGUCUUCAGGCCCGAGGGUGAGGAUCCCAAGAACCUGCUCGACUUUGUCGACGAGACCCAGGUCGACGGUAUUGUCAACGCUCUGAAGGCCAGCCUCGUAGAAUUACAGGCCACACUGACCUCCUUUGAUGGCGACCUCCUCCGCCUCGAGAACGAUAUGCGCACCCUCAAGCAGGCCCUCGAAUCGUCCGCCUCGCCGCCAUCGCCAGGUUCACCAGGUGACUCCGGCCGUCAGCGCCCGAACCUACCGCCCAUCCAUGACCUCCUCCGAUCGCUCACGGAGCAGUCUCACUCCAUGGCCACACACCUGGUCUCGCUCAACCGUCAUUUCGAUAUGUGUGUCACUGCCGUGCGCAUCACCGAGGGUGGUGCAGCCCUGGCGCGGCGGAAGGCGGCCGAGGACAGCGGCGAGGCGGAUCCGGUGUCAAUAUCAGGAGUGAUCGAUCAGCAGGAGACCAACAUUGAUGAUCUCGACCCAGCUGCGAAGUCUGAGAUUGUGCAGGUUGUAAUGCAGGACUCCCCAGAGGUGGACGAGGUCGUGGCAGAUCUGAACGCAGAGAUGCACCAGGUCGAUGUCGACUUCAGUCUGCUCAAACACCAGACGGACCAGAUCCAGUCGGCCCACACGGCCAUCAUGCAGGCCUUCCACAUCAUGGAUGACAUUGGCUCUCGCCUACAGGGAUACAUCGCGGCAGAGGUGGAGUUUAUCAACCGGUGGGAGGUCGAGAAGGAUAGCAUCUUCGCCCGCCUAGAGGAGAUGGAGAACCUGCGCUACUUUUACGACGGCUACGCGAACGCCUACGACAGCCUCAUUCUUGAGGUCAAGAGGAGGCGGGCGGUCGAGACCAAGAUCCAGGGCAUCUGGCGUAAGGCCAAGGAGGCCGUCGACAAGCUGGUCGAAACCGACUGGAAAGACCGCGAAACUUUCCGGUCUGAGGUGGGAGACUACAUCCCAACCGACUUGUGGGUAGGAAUGAGUGGCCCUCUGCGCAAGUGGGAGGUCGUCCGCGCCCAAGUCGACGAGAGCUCAGCCUCGCCAGAAGACGACAAGAUUGCGGAGUACAUGCAAGGGCAGGAUGAGGCUGAGGGUACCACAGCACCAUGAUGGCUUCUAGAUGAUGUUGUGAGGGCACAGAUUCAAUAAGGGCGCGCAAGCGGCGAGAAACGAGAGCGGGGUUUUCUGGUGGUUGGUGUUAUUUACUUGGGCAUAUGGGAUUCAUUUGGCGUUUGGAAACUGGAAAGACUCGGCUGGGCGCAAGGGACGCCUUUCGUUCUCUUCUAUUGUUUGAGCUAUGCAAUUUUCUUCAUCUUUUUUUCUUUUGGGAGGUCGUCAAAUCUUUGGGAAGACAGGCUAUGGUGUUAUUUGGUUUUACUUAUGACACAGACACAUAGGCACACCCACUACAAUGGGGCACCCAAUGAAGCAGGUUCGUUCACACCCUCACAUUCCUGAAUGUGCGAACUCUGACUAUCACACUGAACCAUUGCUUUUUCUAAUAAUAAAAAAAUCAUCACACAUC
Molecule: messenger RNA, 1888 nt
Organism: Cryphonectria parasitica EP155
Lineage: Eukaryota; Fungi; Ascomycota; Sordariomycetes; Diaporthales; Cryphonectriaceae
Product: autophagy-related protein 17
Exons: 3
Coding region: 1-1473 (490 amino acids)
Biological process (GO): autophagosome assembly; autophagy of mitochondrion; piecemeal microautophagy of the nucleus
Cellular component (GO): phagophore assembly site; Atg1/ULK1 kinase complex
Molecular function (GO): protein kinase activator activity; molecular adaptor activity
Source: RefSeq, a predicted model, not a curated record